AUGGAAUCAUGGAAGGCAUGGUUGCUUGUGUGUUGGCAAUUCUUGCUCUUCCAAUUUUCAUCCUCUCAUUCCUUAUGCCAUCCCCAUGACAACUUUGCUUUGCUUCAGUUCAAAGCCUCCUUCACUGUUGAUAUUGAUUCAAAGAUCACAACAUGGGAAAAUGGGACCGAUUGUUGCUCUUGGCAAGGAGUCACUUGCGACCUCAUCUCUGGCCAUGUCACCGGGUUGAACCUCAUGCAAAGUGGCCUUGAGAACCAAAUUCAUCCAAAUAGUACCCUUUUCCAACUUUCUCAUCUCCAAUCACUCAACCUUGCUCUCAAUGACUUCUCUGACUCUCCUAUGUCACCUCUCUUUGGUGGGUUUGAAAACCUCGCCCACCUCAACUUGUCUGACUCUUCCUUUAUAGGUGAAAUUCCUUCUCAAAUUUCACACCUUUCCAAACUAGAAUCACUUGAUCUCUCUUAUAAUGGUCGGUUAAAGUGGAAACAAAGCACAUGGAAUAGGUUGCUUCAAAACGCAACAGUUUUAAGGGAGCUUGUUUUGGAUGAAACAAAUAUGUCUUCAACUGCAAUCAGGUCAUCACUCAAUCUCUCUUCCUCUUUGGUAACUCUUAGUCUUGUGGAAAGUGAACUAAAAGGAAUCUUGACAAAUGAUGACAUUAUUUGUUUACCAAAUCUUCAACACCUAUACAUGUCAUAUAAUUACAACCUUCUAGGCCAACUUCCGAGCUUCGGUUGUAGCACUUCUCUUACUAUAUUGGAUCUCUCAGAAAACAACUUCAACGGUUCCAUCCCUCCCUCCUUCUUUAACCUCACAAACCUUACUUUCCUGGAUCUCUCAUCUAAUUACCUCAAAGGUUCAAUCCCAAAUGUAUUUCAUCAGUCAAACCGAUUUGAAGAAUUGGAUUUGAGUGAUAACCAUAUAGGAGGUGAGCUGCCAUCAACACUUUCAAAUCUUCAACAUCUCAUUCUCUUGGAUCUUUCACUGAAUAAAUUUAGUGGUCAAAUCCCAUCAUGGUUGUUUGACUUGCCUCAACUUUCUUAUUUAUAUUGUUCUGAAAACCAAUUAGAGGGCCAUCUGCCCAACAAAAUAACAGGAUUUUCAAACAUGAUUGACUUAAGAUUCGAUCACAACUUACUGAAUGGGACAAUUCCUUCUUGGUGCUUAUCUUUACCAUCUUUGGUGUAUUUAUCUCUAUCAAAUAAUCAGUUCACAGGGCAUAUUAGUGCAACCUCAUCUUACUCCUUAAAGAUUUUAGAUUUGACCAACAACAAGCUACGGGGCAAUAUACAUGAAUCAUUUUUCGGCCUUGUAAACCUUACCAUCUUACUUCUAUCAUCAAACAACUUGAGUGGUUCUGUCAAUUUUUCACUUUUCUCCGAGCUUCAAAAUCUAGGAAUUCUCUCCCUUUCCCAUAAUAAUCAAUUAUCACUAAAUUUUGAAUCUAAUGUCAAUUGCAGUUUUUCCCGCUUAAUCAAAUUGGAAUUAUCUUCUAUGGGUUUAACUGAAUUUCCGACAAUAUCAGGAGAUGUAUCAUUUAUGGAUUUGUCCAACAACAAAUUGAAUGGAAGAAUUCCUAAUUGGUUGCAUGAAAUGGGUUCAUUGUUUUUUUUGAACUUAUCUCAAAACCUAUUGACAACACCAUUGGGCCAAUUCUCGAUGAAUUAUGGACUUUAUUACCUUGAUCUUAGUUUUAACUUACUGAUUGGGGACAUAUCUUCAUCAAUUUGCAAUGCAAGUUCACUUGAAUUUCUAAUCUUGUCCCACAAUAAGCUAUCUGGUAUAAUUCCCCAAUGCCUUGCAAGCCUAUCAUUCCUUCGAGUUUUAGAUUUACAAAUGAACAAACUUUUUGGCUCUGUACCAAGUAACUUUUCAAGGAGCAACCAACUCAGAACUCUGAGUCUUAAUGGAAACCAAUUGGAAGGUCCUUUACCAAAAUCUUUGUCCAAUUGCAAUAGUUUGGUGAUUUUAAAUCUGGGAAACAAUCAAAUCGAGGAUACAUUUCCACAUUGGCUUCAAACUCUUCUAAAUUUAAGAGCACUGGUCUUGCGAGCCAAUAAGUUUCAUGGUACCAUUACUUAUUUAAAGACCAAGCAUCCAUUUCCAUGUUUAGUUAUUUUUGAUAUCUCAUCUAACAACUUCAGCGGCCCAAUACCAAAAGCUUACAUAAAAAAUUUUAAGGCCAUGACGAAUCUCUUUCAAGUUCAUGAUGCAGUGUUUGGCAAUCUGAAAUACUUGUUUGAAGAUAUUAUUGGUGGGUCAAUGUAUCCAGACUAUAUGACAAUAACAACAAAAUCUAUGAGUCUGACAUUCAGGAAAAUUCCAACGGAAUUUGUAAACAUUGAUUUAUCACAAAACAAAUUUGAAGGAGAAAUUCCAAAAGUCAUUGGAGAGCUUGAUGCACUCAUAGGGCUCAACUUUUCCCAUAACAGACUUAAUGGUCUUAUUCCCCAAUCCAUGGGAAACUUGACAAAGUUGGAAUCAUUGGAUCUCUCCUCAAAUUUGCUCACUGGUACAAUUCCUAUAGAAUUAACCAAUUUGAACUUUCUUGAACUCCUAAAUCUUUCUCAUAACCAUCUUGUGGGAGAAAUACCUCAGGGAAAACAAUUCAAUACUUUUAUGAACGAUUCCUAUGAGGGAAACUUGGGGUUAUGUGGACUCCCAUUGUCAAAAAAAUGUGGCAUGGACAAUGAACAACAUUCUCCUCCUUCACUGACUGUCUUGAGAGAACAUAAAUUUGGAUUUGGUUGGAAACCAGUAGCUAUUGGAUAUGGUUGUGGGAUGGUAUUUGGAGUGGUCAUGGGAUGUUGUGUUUUAUUACUAGGAAAGCCUCGAUGGCUCGUGAGAAUGAUUGGAAGUCUACUUAAUUAAUUGGUAUCAAUUGCUUGGGAGAUCUGAUUCAAUGUUUUGUUGUUACAUGAAUAUAUG
Messenger RNA from Cajanus cajan (pigeon pea), 2928 nucleotides. Its product is annotated as receptor like protein 23. Lineage: Eukaryota; Viridiplantae; Streptophyta; Magnoliopsida; Fabales; Fabaceae. Gene Ontology annotation, molecular function: protein binding. The record is from RefSeq and is a predicted model, not a curated record.